Molecule: messenger RNA, 1360 nt
Organism: Chelmon rostratus (copperband butterflyfish)
Lineage: Eukaryota; Metazoa; Chordata; Actinopteri; Chaetodontiformes; Chaetodontidae
Exons: 8
Coding region: 63-959 (298 amino acids)
Molecular function (GO): oxidoreductase activity
Source: RefSeq, a predicted model, not a curated record
CUCAGAGAUCAUAACGUGGUUGCGUUGAACAGAAGAGCAAAAUAAACUUUAAUAGUAACUUCAUGGCGAUGUUCCGGUUGUCCAGCACUGCCAAGAGGAGCAUGUCUGUCACAACAGUACUGAGCUGUCCUACUGUCCCACUUUCCAAUGGUCUGCAGAUUCCAAUAUUGGGCUUAGGCACGUCACACAAUGGCGGAUACUCUCAUGAUGCCAUCGUGUAUGCCCUCACUGAGUGUGGCGUGCGCCACAUUGACACAGCCAAACGCUACAGCUGUGAGGAGAAACUUUGCAAAGCAAUCAGAGAAAGUGGGAGAGCACGAAGUGAUCUGUGGCUCACCAAUAAACUGUGGCCGGGGGACUACGGGUACAAAGCUGCAAAGAAGGCCUGCCUCGACUCCUGCUCACAGAUGGGGGUGGAUUAUCUGGAUCUGUACCUGAUGCACUGGCCAGGGUCACUGGAACCUGGUUGCUCCAACCGUGAGAUGAGGGCUGACACCUGGAGAGCUUUGGAGGAGCUUUAUAAAGAAGGGGUGUGUCGUGCUAUUGGAGUGAGCAACUUUCUGGUCCGCCACCUGGAACAGUUAAAAGAAGACUGUAGCGUUGUGCCACAUGUUAACCAGGUGGAGUACCAUCCUUUCCAGCAGCCCAGACAGCUGAUAAAAUACUGUUGUCAGGAGGGAAUUGUGUUUGAAGGCUACAGUCCUCUGGCUAAGGGUCAAGUCUUCAGUGAUCCAACGGUUCUCCAGAUAGCAGAAAAGCACAGACGCACACCUGCACAGAUCUGCGUCCGCUGGAGUAUUCAGAAUGGAGUUGUCACGAUACCAAAAUCCAUCAAAAAGGAGAGGAUACUAGAAAACUGUCAAGUGUUUGGGUUCCAGCUGGACGAGUCGGACAUGGCCGCUUUGGCAAGGUUGCACGAUGACAGACACGUGACCUGGGACCCAACCGAUGUGGAGUAAGGAUGCGAUUUGAUGACACAUGAGAAAACUCGGAGGGUGUUUGUCCUGGAACCAGUUUUUUAAAUGGCCGUUAGAUGAAGAACUAAUGUUGAGAUCGGUAAUAAGAUUUUAAUCAGCUAUUUGUUCAUUAUCGUUUGCCUGGAAGGAGACUAAGCUUUAAUGUGAGGCUCAUUCAUCUCAGCUCCCUCUUCUGUGAACCAACACAACAAGUGCCUUACUUUAUAGAAAUGACAACUUACUUUUGAUAAUGCAAGAACAACUAGAUGUUACAAUCAUAGUUACCAUAGAAAAACAUGAUUCUAGCUGACAAAUUCUUUCCAAAUACUGAAUAUUUUUUUUGCUGAAAUAAAGUUUUCACACUGAGUUUUUGUUGACAUUCUUCAUCAAUCUUUUUGCAGAUU